CCCAUAUGUCAUUCCAAAUUCCGCCGAAAAGAAACAAAGGAACAAUAGCGAAAAACAUGAAAGCGAAAAGAAUCGCAACCCUCGAUUCAACCCCAUCAAAUCUGAAUGGGAAAAACGAAGCCAAAUUACCGAAAGUGCCCUCACGGCCCCCACUUUGGCCGCAAACGCUUUUCACCACGAAAUUGUAGUGGGCUAUUCAGUCCCGACGUUCAGUUGUAUCGCUUCCACCUCCGUUCCAUUCGAAUCUCCCGAACGUACCCGCGAACCAACGUGUUCCUCGACGCGAUCCGAUUGGUCCUUCGAGCCCGCUGAUUAGUUCAACAGUUGUCAACCAGGUGGCGCAUGCCCGAUCACCACGAAACCUCUCAUGGCGGCCUUAGAUUUCAGUUUGUGAUGAUACAGUGCCUGAAUAUAUAGAGUUUAUUUACGUGUUUUGAUGUCGAUUUUUUCGCCGUUUCGUCUGGUCAAGUUCGACGGUUCCGUGACGAGCUGAUGCUUUAUUCGACUGUUCGAUCCGUCAAAAAUGGUUUUACGUUAAAAUGUGCAGUGUUGUUACCAAAAUAACAUUGGGCCUUUGGAUAACUGGACGUAUUAUUGAAAGCUCCCACCAUGACCUCUAAAUCUUCAAAAUUACCAAUUAGAACGAAAAAAAGCACUAUCAACGAAAAAAAAAUUCCAAGGCCUUUAACGAGGCCUUCAUCAUAUUCUUAACAUGUCAGACUGUGAAGAUGUGAACAACUCUUCGAAAGUUGGUUGUUCUGUUAAUCAUUCAAAUGUGCCCAAUGAGGGCUCAAAAUUUUAUCUCACCUCACCCAGACCCCCUGUCCCUGGUGAAGAAAGGUCCCAAUGUGUCUCCGAUUGGGGGCAACCUCAAUACCAUAUGGACAACCCCAGAAAUUAUGACGGAGACAAGCGACCUCUUGCAAUACCUCCAAGAUCUGUUGCUCCCAGUGCUCCCCCCCAAUUGCCACCAAAGCCUAGUGUUUCUCAAACCACAAAGGUGAAAGCAGUUGCAGCAGGGGUCGCUACCUUGAAAGAUAAGGGGUCUCCUCCCACUCCUCCCUGUAUAAAAUGGGCUCAGUCCCUGCUAAAUCUUUUGAACGACUCGGAUGGAGUCGCUCAAUUUAUGGAAUAUUUGGAGAGCGAAGGCCCCCAUCAUGCGGCAGCAUUAAGGUUUUGGCUUGCCUGCGAAGGCGUCAGGAAGCAAGACCAGCAGGAUAAAGCACAGCAAUAUGCGCAGGCUAUUUUCAGCUUUUUUGUACAGUCUCCAUUAUUACCAAUCGAUGAAAAUCUACGUGCCCAAAUAUCGGCUGCUCUGAAUUCCAACGAACCUUUGGAUAUUCCUGUAACAAUUUUCGAUGAAGCCCAACUGCAGGUUGAAAACGAAAUCAACUCGACUACGUACCCAAAUUUUUUACAAUCGGAAAUUUACCUCCAGUGUCUCCAGGCUGCACAAACAACGCUUCCUGUACCUUACGAUGAUGAAGUUCUGGAGCCUAGCAACGAAUCCUGUACUUCAAGGGAGAUUGAUGAUUUGGAAAAUUUGGCUUGUGGUGUGGGAUCUCUGCCAACCCUUCAUGAAGACCUGGAGUUCAUUCCUAAACCACUCAUGUCCUACUCCCAGACACCUGGAACUACUGGAUGUCACACACCAAAUAUCAACCAACCUCUGAAACUAACCAAAGACCUAUUGCUCUUGUCGCAGCAGCACCGUGCGGCAGAAUUGAGGCCCCAAUCUGAGGCUUACGCUAGCUUGUUCCUGUACCGCAAUAUGGGGGCGCACGCAGCUUACAAUAGUUACAAUCCUGUGUCAAGGCAGGACAGUGAGAUGCAAUCGCUCAGCAGCCGUUCUGAUGUCAGGACCGAAUCUGAUAACAUGUCGAUGACCGACAGUUCUGUUGAUGGUCGAACGGUCAGUAGGACUGUAAGACGAAAAGCUGCUAUUGAAGCCAAGCGUGCCAAAGAAUCUGCAGCUGUCAAUAGAGAGACUCAUAUGCACCAGACAAUCAUCCCCAGGACCCAAAGGUUGGAUGCCAGGAACGCAGAACCCCCAAAGGAUCCUCAACAGUUUGCCAACAUCCUUAUCAAAAAAUUGGAGACCAUUAAUGAGAAAGAAGUGGAAUUAGAGCUUGAUAGAAGGUUCCGUCUUUUAGAGAAUGAUUCGGCUACAGUGCCAGAGGAUAAGCAUAGGAUCGAACCUCAGUCUAGAGCUUUGGCGAAUGUGCUGAAAGAAAAAUUGUUGUUGCUCCAGCCUGAAGACGAUGAUGAUCAAGAUAUCUUGGACCAACAUGUCUCAAGAGUAUUCUCAGAUCUUACACCGUCUAGAUCACCGGGCGUGGUCAGUCCAAGGCCCCAUUCUCCUCAUAGGAACAGGUAUCAAAUACCAAUCGGCCGACCGAAACGCAGAGACAAGGAUGGUUAUUCAACGUUCAGCGGUGAUUCGGGCAACGUUCACGACUUCCAGGAUGGAUCGGAACACCGUCUAUCCAUGGUGAAGUCCAAAUCGAUGCCAGAGUACGGCGAUGAUCGCUUCGUGAGGAGCUCUGCCAGUAGGAGAUCAGGUUCGAAGAAGACCCUGACCGACUUUACUGACAGCGGAGUCUCUGUAGUUUCUGAUACCCCACCUGUGGUUCCUGCUGUUGUACCUGCUCUAGCUAAGGACAAUAGGGUGUUGGCUUGGCUGAUGGAGGCCGAUAGGAGUACUAAGAGUCAGUCUGGAACUCACAGCGAACUGUCUUCCGGAAAACACAGUAGGCACCGAGCCAAAGGUUUCGUGGGAUCCAGGUCUAAUUCUUUGGAAAGAGGUGCAGGCGCAGAAGCACUAGGCCCUAUGCAACCUUUUACUGCCGAUCCGAACAUUCCAGUGCCCCCUCUUCCUAACACUAUCAAUCAGUUGGAGGAAGCUCGCAGAAGAUUAUUGGACGAUGACUUCAGAACGAGAUCGAGAGUGAGAUCUUCCAAUAAAUAUUAUCCCGAUAUGACUCAGAGUGGUCAGUCUACACUUCGUAAAUCUACAAGGGGUGUACGUCCAGUUGUACCAGGUACUGGUGCAGUAACACUUGAUGAAUAUACUACAGUUGUGUUUUCCUAUGCCGAUGAACAGUUCCCUUAUCGCAUAAAGAUUCCCGGCUCCCAAAUCACCUUCAGGCAGUUCAAAGAGUAUCUUCCAAAGAAAGGAAACUAUAGAUACUUUUUCAAGACUGUUUGCGAAGAGCUGGACAAUCAGGUGAUCCAAGAAGAAUUGAACAAAGAUUCUGACCUUUUACCUUUGUGCGAAGGCAAAGUAAUGGCUUUAGCGAAGCCGAUCGACUGAUUAAAACUUAACAUUCUGGAAAGAAUGCGUACUAUUUACAGAGGAAAGAGUCUUCUCGAAAUUUUAUUGUAUUUACUUAAAAUGGCGGUUUUUUUACCAGAUUGUCUGGAUUUUAUUUAUUUAAUUGUAGACGCGUUUUAUGACUUGAAAUUUGAGAUAUAAUGAAAAAUAUAUUUACUCGACUGCACAACAAUGAAAAGAAUCAUGGGAUUCAGUGUGAAUUCCUUAAUUUUUGUUUAUUUAUUGCACAGUUAUUGGGUUUUUGAAAUACGAAAAAAAAUUUCACUGCCAGUAGUUAUUGUGAAGGGUGGAUAUCUCCUUAGUUUUGUAAGAACUAAAUCAAAAAAUAUAUAAUUUAUUUAUUGCUUUUAAGAAUGUCAUAAUUUUAAAAUUAUAAUUUUGCUUAAAAAUUUUCUGUUUUAACUUAGAUAAAAAUUUUUAAAACGAUUUUUAGAUAUAUAUAAUCAAAUGAAUUAGGUGCGUAAGGAAGUGCCUUUUUGAUGUUCUUCAGCUAUUUCAAAAUGCAGAUGAAAUAUCGAAAUAUUCAUCUGGAUUUUUUGAUUCCCCUUAGAUUUUGAAACAGAUCGGUAUUUUUGGUAAGGAAUAAUUAGUUAGAUGUUUUUAUAAAGCGAAAAUUUUUGGCAGCUUAUCAUUCAUAGUGUAGAGUUUUAUUUCGAUAGAAUAGUUUUCAUAUACCUCAUUUUUUUUUUAUUUAUGUAACAUUUGUAAGAGAACAUUACGAAACUGCAAUUCUUCAAAUAAAAAUCAGAUACUCAUAAGGAUCGUUUUCUAUUUAUAACUGAUAAAGUUAUAAAAUACAGUUCUGGUUUUAGGGAACAAAAUGUACAAACCUGCGUUUUCAGAAUGUCGAUCAACUAAUUUUGUAUUAUAGUAAGUUAUGAAUCUGUAGAUAGCCUAUUUUGAAUACUUAUUUUUAUAAAGUAUUUUAUUUCAUAAAUUGACAGUAUUUUAAAGUAUAAGAGGAUUUCGAAGUUAUUUGACGAUCGUCCAAAUUGAAAAUUAGUAGUGCCAUAUUUGUAGUUUUCAGUUUAUAAUUUAUUGUUAAUGGCAGGCUUAUUUCGAUCCGACAAAAACGUUCAAGAAAAGAUAUGAACAUUUUUAUUUGUAAAUAUUAACACUGUACACAAAAAACUCACUGUCUCUUAUGUUGUUGAAGAAUAAAUUAGUAUUUUCUAUU
Messenger RNA from Harmonia axyridis, 4511 nucleotides. It is a transcript of the gene Axn, whose product is annotated as axin. The coding region runs from base 713 to 3313 and encodes 866 amino acids. The record is from RefSeq and is a predicted model, not a curated record. Lineage: Eukaryota; Metazoa; Arthropoda; Insecta; Coleoptera; Coccinellidae. The transcript is spliced from 12 exons. Gene Ontology annotation, biological process: negative regulation of canonical Wnt signaling pathway.